Messenger RNA from Sphaeramia orbicularis (orbiculate cardinalfish), 894 nucleotides. RefSeq names its product histone H2A-like. Bases 395 to 835 code for a protein of 146 amino acids. Gene Ontology annotation, molecular function: structural constituent of chromatin; DNA binding; protein heterodimerization activity. Gene Ontology annotation, cellular component: nucleosome. NCBI's taxonomy places the organism in Eukaryota, Metazoa, Chordata, Actinopteri, Kurtiformes, Apogonidae. The transcript has a single exon. The record is from RefSeq and is a predicted model, not a curated record.
ACAUAGACUCUUCCAGUUAAUCAUCUACAUUGUAACAGUCAAGCUCUGGAAAACAAGAUGUUUAACAGUCAUUAAUCAGAAUCUCAUAGAUAGUAAAACAGUGAUUAAACAAACAUUGACUGAACUACGCAGAAGAAGAACCCUGGACAAACAGCACUCCUUUCCAUGGAACAUAAUAGACUUGUAAGUCAGUCUUCACAUUGAAAGAAAAAAAAAAAGGAAAAAAGACAGAAAGAAAAAAAAAAAACAUGUAUGCAUGUUUUAAGAAUGUGUGCCUUGUUAACAUGUAUAUGUAUGUAUGUUUUUUUUUUUUUUUUUUUUUUUUUUUUUAUAUAGAUAAAGAGCAGUUUUAUAGGUGAACGUAUUUGUGGGUGGCUAAUCAACUGUGUUGAGUAUGGGGACGUAUGUCUGUGCCUGUAUUCUUUUGGAAAUUUCAAUAAAGAAUUUAAAAAAAAAAAAAAGCAAAACCGGCGGAAAAGCCAGAGCUAAGGCUAAGAGCCGCUCCUCUCGUGCUGGACUCCAGUUCCCCGUGGGCCGUGUCCACAGACUGCUCCGUAAAGGGAACUAUGCCCAGCGGGUGGGUGCCGGAGCCCCUGUGUACUUGGCGGCUGUGCUGGAGUAUCUGACCGCUGAGAUCCUGGAGUUGGCAGGAAACGCCGCCCGUGACAACAAGAAGACCCGUAUCAUCCCCCGUCACCUGCAGCUGGCUGUCCGCAACGACGAGGAGCUCAACAAACUGCUGGGAGGAGUGACCAUCGCCCAGGGAGGAGUUCUGCCCAACAUCCAGGCGGUUCUGCUGCCCAAGAAGACCGAGAAGGCCGGCAAGGCCAAGUAAAGCUGGAGAACCACAACUAGACCCAAAAGGCUCUUUUCAGAGCCACACAAUUCAGUUUA